UAUGGGGUAAUACCAAGGAGGAACUUACUCUGUAGAUGGGCUCUCUGCUACAGAUGGGGGGGAAGGGGAGACGGGUUGUUAUGUAUUCACACUGGAGGAAUGAUUCUCCUCUCAAAAAUAUCCCCACCAAUAACUUGUCCAACUGAGUGUUCAAUGUGCUCUUCGUGACUGCAUGAGUGAAGCAGAAAUCCAGAGCUUCAAUUGCAGUGGCCACAACAGCAGGUCUGGCCUGUUGUUUGGUGAUUCAUUUGUGAACCAGGGAAAUUCUUUACUCAUUCCCCACCUCCUCCAAACUACCAGUUCUUUGGCUGUAAAAGAUAAAGCCUCCAACCCGUCUAACAGGCAAGAAGACUGGGAGUACAUCAUUGGGUUCUGUGACCAGAUCAACAAAGAACUCGAAGGUCCACAGAUAGCCGUGAGACUACUGGCUCAUAAAAUCCAGUCACCCCAGGAAUGGGAGGCAUUCCAGGCCUUGACAGUGCUGGAAGCUUGUAUGAAGAACUGUGGGAGAAGAUUUCAUAAUGAAGUAGGGAAGUUUCGGUUUUUAAACGAGUUAAUAAAAGUUGUGUCUCCAAAGUACCUGGGAGACAGAGUCUCGGAGAAGGUGAAAACCAAAGUUAUUGAGUUGCUGUACAGCUGGACAGUGGCACUGCCAGAGGAAUCCAAAAUCAAAGAUGCCUACUAUAUGCUGAAGAGACAAGGUAUUGUUAUGUGUGACCCUGUAAUUCCAGUGGAUAGAACCCUGAUCCCCUCACCACCACCUCGCCCCAAAAACCCUGUGUUUGAUGAUGAGGAGAAAUCCAAGCUUUUAGCCAAACUGUUAAAAAGCAAAAACCCAGAUGACUUACAAGAGGCAAACAAGCUUAUUAAAUCAAUGGUAAAAGAGGACGAGGCUCGGAUCCAGAAGGUGACAAAACGUAUGCACACUCUAGAGGAAGUGAAUAACAACGUGAAGCUGCUGAAUGAGAUGCUGGUUCACUACAGCAAAGAGGACUCGUCGGAAGCUGAUAAGGAGCUCAUGAAGGAGCUCUACGAAAGGUGUGAAACCAAAAGACGGACGUUAUUCAAACUGGCCAGUGAAACAGAGGAUAACGACAGCAGUUUGGGGGAAAUUCUGCAGGCCAGUGACAAUUUAUCCUGGGUAAUAAAUUCCUAUAAAAAAAUAAUCGAGGGUCAAGUCAUCAAUGGUGAAGUGGAUAUCCCGACACUGUCUGCAACAGAAGGGAGCGAUCCCACCAGUAAUCUCAGUGCACUCAUUGACCUCGCUGGCAUGGACAUCUCCAGCACCCCGCCACCAACAAUGCCACCUUCAACACUAACGCCAGCACCAACGCUAGUGCCGACACAAGCUUCAUCAGAAAUUCCCAUCCUCCCACCUCCUCCCCAAAAGUUUGGUCACUCGCGGAGCCGGUCCUCCAGCCAAGUAGAAGUUCCUCUGACACAUCAGAGCAGCACGGCCAAUUCCCUCUUCUUGCUGGAUGAAGAGCUGCUGUGUUUAGGCCUGAAUGACCCAGCCCCCAGUACAGUGAAAGAUUCAACCAAAAACAACCAGUGGAGUAUGUUCCAGAAUGACCAAAUGGACCUGGACUUCUUUAGUCCGAAGCUGGUGACUGUCGCCUGCAAUACUGCAGUGAACCCUCUUCUUCAUUACACGUCACAGUCUGUGUGUGGAACAUCAGCACCUCUGCCUUCCACUUUCACAGCCUCUCAUAUCCCUGCACCUAAUGCAGCCCCGUUCUUGUUCUCUGCUGGACCAGCAGCCCCUCUGGGCCCGCCAAAGACUAUGCCAGUUCAGUACCUCAGUUCAGCCGUGGGAGACAAUGCUUUGCAUAAGAUGGAUGCACUGGGACAUCUUCUUGAAGAGGCCAAAGGGACUUCAGCCCAAGUGAAGUCAGCGCCCUUGGUAUUCUACCCUGGGGUUACCUUGCCAGCCACUGUCACCUCUGCCCCUUUAAUAUCCACCACAGGAUUGCCAGUUGCUGCUCCAGUGGCCCCUACUAUUCCUUUUCCAAGCAGCUGCACGGCAGGUUCAGGAAGCCCUCUAUAUCAAUCAGCUUCAUUCCAACAGCAGGGCAGCCCUCUGAAAGGGCCUGAUGCUUCUUUGGCCAAUGUCCAUGUUCCACUGGAAUCCAUUAAACCCAGCCGUGCUCUUCCUGUGACAGCCUACGAUAAGAACGGGUUCAGGAUCCUCUUACACUUUGCCAAGGAGUGCCCGCCGGGGAGGUCAGACGUGCUGGUUGUGGUGGUGUCCAUGUUAAACACAGCACCUCUUCCUGUGAAGAACAUUGUACUGCAGGCUGCAGUACCAAAGUCCAUGAAAGUGAAGUUGCAGCCACCCUCGGGUACAGAACUUUCUCCAUUCAACCCCAUCCAGGCACCUGCUGCCAUCACCCAAGUUAUGCUGCUGGCAAAUCCCGUGAAGGAGAAGGUGAGGCUGAGGUACAGACUGACUUUCACUUUGGGCGACCAGCCCAGCACAGAGGUUGGUGAAGUGGAUCAGUUUCCCCCAGUAGAUCAAUGGGGUAAUCUAUGACCCAGCGAGUCUGCCACAGUCUCCAUGAGAGGACCAGGCAAGGAUCCCAAAGGGACUGAAAUGAAUGUGACGUGGAAGGGGCACACAUGCUAUCCACUGGUGAUGUUUAGCUUUGUUUACAUGUCCUGACCACUUCGCUUGUAGCUUUAGUCUGGAAUGUUUUACCUCGGGAUGAAGUGGGCCCGGGGCAUCUAUGCCAAGAAUGAACUGAGUGGCAGCCAGAGAGAGGCUUUGCUGGCUGCUUUAUCUUGGCCUCUGGGUGAAUCUGGUUCUAUCUUCCACUUUGUUAUUAAACUUGAAAUUAUGGUGUUCUGGAAGGGAGACCUGUAGCCCAGAAGGGGAUUGGUCAGCUUCCUCCCUUGCUGUUGUGCACAGAUGCCUACAGGCUGGUAGGGUUAUGACGCCAUCCCGAGUUUCCUCGGUGCAGAGCCCUCAUGUCUGUGCCUGCCCUAAGGCUUUUGUCUCCUUGACACCUGAACUGAACCUCCUAGGCAUGCUGUGCAGUAACCACUGGCUCCAAGACGGGAGGGUUUUUUUUUUGUUUUUUUACAGUAAAAUGACACUUCUUGCCCCCUGUUCUCCUUUCCAAGGGCCAGCCUAAGCCAGUGCUGCCCAUUCAGACAGUAAUUGCGCAUUGUGAGACACUCUCUUUAGUUGCUUUCUUUUAUUUUAUACUUCCAGCUGUCUCUGCACUGUCUGUCUUCCAGGCAGCUUGUGCUAAUUUUUGUACUCACAUGCGUGUAUUGAAUAUUCUUCUGCCUUCAUCACAUUCCAUAGUAUGGGGGAGAGGAAAUGUGUGUAGCGAGAAGGUAAAACCAACAGGGCCAAAGGGCUCCAGUUGUCUUUGACUGAGUGGACAGCACAGGUUACACUGAUAAAGGAUGGCAACUAUAGUGCAGCAGCCUCAGUGCAACCACUAAUCAGGUGCAGAGGCUGGACCAGGGGUAAGGAGAAAAGCCUCUCAGUUCCCCUUGUGCAGGCGGUAUUAUUAUUAAAGUUGAAUAGAGUGUUCUCUUGAAAAGACUAGGAAUACAAAUGUAAAUAGUAGAGCUAUAGGACAUCUAAUGGUAAGUGAGCAGAUUGAUGAAAGUAAGGCAGAAUCCACUAGGCUGUAAUGGUGCACUGCUGGGUUUAGAACCCUAUUUUAUUUGUUCCCAGUAUUAAGUGGCUAAGUGCAAUUGUCUCCACAAAGGGAAAACCAACUGUAUUUUAAAUCAUGGGGCUCAGCCGAGUGAGCCCUCUAGCUACAUGAAUUAGGAGACGUAGUUCAAUACACUGAAAGUUUGAUUCCAGCAGUCUCUCCCCCCACUCUUAAUUUAAAACCUACACAAUCCUUCAGUGACUUUUUAGCAAAUUGUUUUAAAGAAGCAUUUUUUCCUGUUUUAAAUCUGUAACCUUACACUCCUGUGAAGACAGUAUGUGGAGUGGCUGUAUGAAAACUUAAUUACACUAGACAAAGUAUUUCUAGCAGUGCAAGGUACAGGCAAACAGAUCUUAAAUAGUGAAGGGAAUGGUCAGCCUGACUGUCCAGACUCAGUACAGCAGGAAGAUACUCCAGCCUAUUAUAAGAAUAAAGCUAAAAUGAGGAAGUGCUGCUGGAUUUAAUGGAGGUUAUAAAACCCAUUACUGUAAGUAAAGCUCGGAAUUCUUUCUAGCCAUCUUAUACUUUCCACUGUGGCUCCAUGUUUUUCUUCAGAGUAGUGAGAAAUACGAACCACAAGGAGAAGUGAAAGACAAGGCAGAUGCCCUGAUGCGAAGGGGGCACUAGCCAUUGAAAGGUAAGCGUAGAAGUAAAAAUCCAAACUCAGCUUGCUAAGUGUCAGCGCUGGUUUGGCACUCAGGACCAAGGCAUGUGGCCUCCUCAGUUGUCUUUGAGUGGAAGAUGCUCCUGGAUUCUGAAAAAAAGCAGCAGCUGUGUUCUUAAACUGACAGAAAGAGGUGGUGAGCAAGGAACAUUCUUUCUGCUUUCAACAUGUGCCUCACUGGCAUUGUAGACAAUACAUUUAGGGGCUUCGCUUAGCUCUUUAAGUCUGCCCAGGUGCUGUAACGUAUUGUUAGGAAGCAGAUUUCACUGCUUGAGAUGCCUAGAAGUGACUCUCACGGUGGCUUUGAGGAAAGCAGAAGAGCCCAAGUGCUUUCUGCAGAAUGGCUUCAUCUUCCUUGUUAACGGCACUGCAGUGCCCAUGCUGUAUAGUCAAAGGGCAAAGUACCAUAGUCUCACUGUGGGGAAAAGUAUUGUACAAGCUUUGGAAAUUAAACUAUUUAUGAAUGUUACUUGUUCAUAGGUUGAGGUUGCAGCUUCAUACUGAGCCAUCAUAUUGUAAAUAUGUCUCCAAUGCAUUUGUUUUGCUGCAUGUUAAAUAAACUGUUUUCCCUA
Molecule: messenger RNA, 4910 nt
Organism: Dermochelys coriacea (leatherback sea turtle)
Lineage: Eukaryota; Metazoa; Chordata; Testudines; Dermochelyidae
Gene: GGA3
Product: golgi associated, gamma adaptin ear containing, ARF binding protein 3
Exons: 17
Coding region: 173-2533 (786 amino acids)
Biological process (GO): intracellular protein transport; vesicle-mediated transport
Cellular component (GO): trans-Golgi network
Molecular function (GO): ubiquitin binding; small GTPase binding; phosphatidylinositol binding
Source: RefSeq, a predicted model, not a curated record